This is a messenger RNA of Dreissena polymorpha, 6528 nucleotides long. RefSeq names its product ankycorbin-like. Lineage: Eukaryota; Metazoa; Mollusca; Bivalvia; Myida; Dreissenidae. Gene Ontology annotation, molecular function: protein binding. The record is from RefSeq and is a predicted model, not a curated record. The coding region runs from base 170 to 3214 and encodes 1014 amino acids. The transcript has 20 exons. Gene Ontology annotation, cellular component: nucleus; cytoplasm.
UGUGACAAUGCAACCAAUGUUUUGAGAGAAUCUUCCGGAAUGUGAGGCUUAUGUCUCAUAGUUGAUUGUAACCUGGCUGAUGUCUUGAAGUGCAUUGUAACCUGUCAUUCAUCAAUUGUUUGAGCACAUGUACUGAUCUAGAAGCAGGCAAUCUGAUCUAGAAGACAAGAUGUCAAAGAAGGACCACAAGCCGUCGAAAAUGAAGAAUUUCUUCAAGUUUCGAAAGAGCACCACUGAUCUAUCAGAAUGGAGCAAAAAUGAUGAGAAAUUAAUGAAAGCGACAGAAAACAAUGAUCUCCAAAAAAUUGAUGAGCUUCUUCGAAAGAAAAGUCUCAAUCCUACAAAGUUGGGGCCCAAAGGACUCUCAGUAUUCCAUGUGGCCUGCCAUCUUGGUUUCCUUGAGGUUGUAGAUCUACUUAUUUCUAAUGGUGCUGAAGUUAACGUCCUAGCCAUACAAGGUAAUACUUCUGUCCAAAUAGCUGCCAGAGAUGGGCAUCCAAAAGUUGUAGAAAAACUUCUACAGGCGGGUGGGGUAAUCGACCACAAGGAUGGCCUCAGUCUAACGGCUCUCCACCAUGCCUGUGUACGAGGAAAACUCCACUGUGUUCAAGUACUUCUCAAAAACAAGGCUGACCCUAACAGCCGAGACAAGACAGGGAAGCCACCACUGUUCUAUGCAGCGUUUUCUGAAGAUCUUCCAAUCUGCAAAGAGCUGGUUGACCAUGGGGCCAAUGUCAAUGCUUCAGAUGAAAGCCAAAUUGCACCUCUUAUGGCAGCAGCAAAGAAAGGCAGUGUGGAAAUAUGUGAAUUUCUAUUACGUAAAGGAGCUGAUCCUAAAAUGAAGGAUAAAUCAGGCAAUGAUGCCUUAGCAUAUGGACUGGACGCGGGAUUUGCUCAGCUGACCGAGGUGUUCCAGAGGGCUCCUGCGCAGGCUGCCUGGACGGUCACACAGGAGACGGCGGGCGCCCAGUCCGCCAACGGGGCAAAGUCAAAUUCUGAUGAUUUCACUCCGGUUCCUGGCCCAGUGGAAGUGGAAGCAGACGACCAUCAUUCCGUAGGGGAUCCAGUGGACAAGGAAAACAUGGUUGCCAAGUUUCACCCUGAAUCCUCACCUGAGCUGUCACAUAAACAGAUUGAAAUACCUGCAGAAGUGGAGGAUAUCAUGGAUGAUGAGACCCUUGCCCUGCAGGCUGCAGCCCCUCCCCAGGCGGUCAUAGACCAGCGGACCCUGGAGGCUGUCAAGGAGCUGGAGGAAGAGAACGCGUCUAUGAACGAGGACUUGAAGCGGCUUGUCUCGGAGAACAAGAAACUGCAGGAGGCCUACAAUACCCUAAAGAAGCAGCUUUCUACACCAGCUCCUCCACCUGUGGACCAGGAGGAGGUUCAGGAGCUGGAGGAUGAAGUCACCACACUGAAGGCUCAACUGACAGAGGAGCAGGACAAGAAUGUACGACUCAUUGACAAGGUGCACAAGAUGAAGAAAAAGUUUGGCCUCUCUAGUGAGACUGGGGGUGAUUCAGAUGGUGACAGCUGGAAUGACAGUGACGAUGAACUCUUUGACUCAUCCUCAUUGAGAAGACCACAAGUAGUGGACCACAAACCACAGACAUUGCUGCUGCUUCAGAAUGAAGUAACACGACUCAAGCAGGACAAUAAACAACUGAGGGAAAGACUGCAGAAGAAUGGUACUACACCAAUUAACAGUGUAUUUGCCUGGCGAUCGGGAAGUGUGUCCUCUCUUGUCUCCCUUGAUGAGAUGUCUGAGGUAGAGAGGCUGCGACGCAAGGUCGAAGACCUGGAGAUUGAAAAGAAACUGCUGCUCAAAAAGCUACAGGACAACAAUGUGUUACCAGAAGAGCAACUGCAGAGUCUAAGAGUGCUGGAGGAGGAGAAUACACACCUCCUUACGGAGGUGAAGCAACUACGCAAUGAGAUCAUCUCCAUGAAACAGACCAGCAUUAUUGUUGAAAUAAAUAGUGAUGCAGUUGACAAAGGUGUUGAUUCUGAACAUAACGCUUUAAGUGAGAUGCAUGAAGCUUUCAGGAAGGAGAAUGUGUCAUUAAAAACUGAGAAUGGAUUACUGAACGAGGAACUGCAAGCAUUGAGGGACACGUAUAGCAAGCUGGUUGUGGCUGGUGACAAUCUGCAAGAUAUGUAUGAUACAUUAGUAGCUGAGAAAGAACAACUGCAGAAAGACUUUGUUGAGAAUGAAUUACUGAAACAACAGCUUGCUAAAGAAAAUGAAAUUCUGCUGUCUGACAGCAAUUCCAUGAAUCAAGAUAUACAUAGUUUAGUCUCAGAGAAUGAAAAAUUACAUAACAAUUGUGUGGAAUUAGAAAAGAAACUUGCCACUGCCAAUCAGGGAGCUAAAGCCAGUGACUUUGCUAAGGUAGUAGAUGAAAGAGAUAAGCUUAAGGAAACAGUUCAAGAGCUGGAAGUAGCAAAUAAUGAAUUCAAACAGAACUAUGAGAUUGUUUGUGAAGAAGUAGAGAGUUUGCAAAGUUCAGUUCAAAGAGCAGAGUAUGAACGUGAUCAGAUUCAGCAAGAGUUUGAUUCCCUGACGGACGAGUACGAGAAUCUGCAGUCGUCUCAUGAAGGAUUGCAACAGGAUUACAAUCAGCUAGAGCAGGAGUACUCUGAACUCCUAGCAGACAAGGAGAAGCUGGAACAAGAGUUUCUUGAAGUUCAGACUGCAAGUGUGAGUGUGGAGCAUCAUAACCCAGCUGUGGCCGAAGAGAGAGACAAACUUCAGCAAGACAAUGAAGUGCUAGCCAUAGAGAAGGAACAGUUAGAAAUGACAAUAAAGGAGUUGUCAAAAUCAAAUGCGUUACUGAACGAGGAAUUAUCAUCAUUGAAAGAAUCUCUGGAUAUAAAAGAUAAGGACAGCGAGAAGAAAGAGAAGAGAAGUGAAGGGAAUAAGAAACCAUCUGAAGCAACAUUGACUAUGAAUGGCAAUACUAAUUCUGAUGGUAGUAGUGACCCUCAGAAAGUGUCUGUGGAUGCCCUUGUCGAGAAGGACAAGAGGAUCCGCUCCUUGCAGAUUCAGAUAUCCAGACUGCAACAGCAAAUAGCAGCGCAUGACAAGCAUUACAAAGAUGUCAUCAACACCUAUCGGACACAUCUUCUCAGUGCAGUACAGGGCCACCUUGAUCCAGAUGUGAAGCAAGCAUUGUUCACCAUCAUAGAACAGAGGAGCAAUGAGCAGUACUGCUGAAUCACCAUCAUAGAACAGAGGAGAAAUGAGCAGUACUGCUGAGUAACCAUCAUAGAACAUAGGAGCAAUGAGCAGUACUGCUGAGUCACCAUCAGAACAGAGGAGCAAUGAGCAGUACUGCUGAGUCACCAUCAGAACAGAGGAGCAAUGAGCAGUACUGCUGAGUCACCAUCAGAACAGAGGAGCAAUGAGCAGUACUGCUGAGUCACCAUCAGAACAGAGGAGCAAUGAGCAGUACUGCUGAGUCACCAUCAGAACAGAGGAGCAAUGAGCAGUACUGCUGAGUCACCAUCAUAGAACAGAGGAGCAAUGAGCAGUACUGCUGAGUCACCAUCAGAACAGAGGAGCAAUGAGCAGUACUGCUGAGUCACCAUCAGAACAGAGGAGCAAUGAGCAGUACUGCUGAGUCACCAUCAGAACAGAGGAGCAAUGAGCAGUACUGCUGAGUCACCAUCAGAACAGAGGAGCAAUGAGCAGUACUGCUGAGUCACCAUCAUAGAACAGAGGAGCAAUGAGCAGUACUGCUGAGUCACCAUCAGAACAGAGGAGCAACGAGCAGUACUGCUGAGUAACCAUCAUAGAACAUAGGAGCAAUGAGCAGUACUGCUGAGUAACCAUCAUAGAACAUAGGAGCAAUGAGCAGUACUGCUGAGUCACCAUCAGAACAGAGGAGCAAUGAGCAGUACUGCUGAGUAACCAUCAUAGAACAGAGGAGCAAUUAGCAGUACUGCUGAGUCACCAUCAUAGAACAGAGGAGCAAUGAGCAGUACUGCUGAGUAACCAUCAUAGAACAGAGGAGCAAUGAGCAGUACUGCUGAGUCAUUAUCAUAGAACAGAGGAGCAAUGAGCAGUACUGCUGAGUCAUCCUGGGACCCAGCUGAGCCUAGCUUGGGGAAAAUGGGGCUUAAUGCAUGUGCGUAAAGUGUCGUUCCACAUUAACAUGUGCAGUUCCCACAGGCCUAUCAGGGACAACACUUUCUGUUGUAUGGUAAUUUUCCAAAGAAGAGUUCUCUUCCUAUCGUAAAUCCAGUUCAGGUGAAAAGUGUUGAUGCUCCAUUGGGAUGAGACUUUAUGCACACAUAUAUUAAGCCCUGUUUUAUCAGAGCAAGGUUCAGUUGCAUUCUGUACACCAAUAUUUGGGACAUGUGGCAAUGUGUGUUCCUGAACAAGGUGUGGACAGUUUCUGUGAGGACAUGCCCAUUCAGACUGCGGUUUGAUAUAGAUCUGAUUCACACUUCUAUCACUUUGCCUUUUUUAGAUUCAACAAAUUGUGUUUAUAUAAGUCUAAAGUCAUUUUGAAAAUGUGAUUGUGUAUUGGAGACAUAUUUGUUUUGUUUUUUUACUGGACUUUUUCCUGACCCAAGUCUUCAGUAUUAUUCCAUACUAUAGGACCAGUGCUGCCAGUGAUACAUGUUUGAACUAGCUGUUAAUAUGCAAUCAGAUUCCAUAAAGCCCAUUUGACUUGGGACAUGACUUUGGUCUCUAAUGUGUCUGUUGUCUUCGUUCAGAUUCCAUAUCAGUGUUUGACUUAAAUGUCAGACACAUUUAGCAUUUGAGCUUUGUUUUAGGAAAAAUGGAUUAAAUGCAUGUGCAUGUACAUAAAUUUUAUCCCAAAUAAGCCUAUGCAUUCUGCACUGGCUAAUACAGGACAAAACUUAAUGCAUGUGCAUGAAAAUAUCCAGAUAUUCCAGCCAAGCCUGACAUCUUAUCGACAGUUUAGUAAAGUUAUUUACAAACGAUAUUACAUAAUUUUGUUUAAAAAAGGUAUCGUUUAUGAUAACCAAAAUAUGUGUGUUAAUUAGCUUCUAAAAAUGUACAAGUUACCUCUUUAAAUGACUAUGAAACUUAUAGUGACAAUUAUUUAAUUAUUUUAAAAUAUUUUUAUAGCAAAUAAAUGUGAUAUCUAUGUUAUUAAGGUCUAUUGUCAGCCAUUAAUGUUUAUAUAGUUACAAUCACUUGUUUAACAUUGUCACUUGUGUGUCAUGACAGAUAACUCUGUAGUAUGUAUCUUCACCUACAGGAGUUAUGCCAUUGGUGUACUGGGGAAAGUUGUGUACCUUCAAUACAACGUCUGUAUGCUCCCACAAUGGAGCUAUUUAGGCAUAAAGUAAAUGCAUUGUCUGUUUGUUUGUCGGUCUAUCCUGCUUCUCAUGUAGAGAAAAAUAUUCAAUUUAUUCGAAUAAAAUAUCAUGUAAUGAUAGAGAAAAGCUAGGAUAUACAUUGAGUGCAAGGUUCAUAACUCAUGCAUCAGUGACAUCUACUGGUGACAACCCUUGUUUAAACAGCUUAAACAAAGUUCCAUUCACUGAGAACAUGAGCAUAGCACGAACACUUCUAACCUUCAUAUUGGUCUUAAUGAAUUAAAUUUGUGCUGAUAUGCAUUCAUAAUUCUAAUUUAUGUAAUUGAAUUCAUUGCUAUUAUUUACUGGAAGAGCAAUAACUGAGGAUUUAUACUCGUUUACAUAGAAAGCUAAUAAAGGCAUGUCAAUGUGCAGACAGAUUUGGUUAAUUUGCAUGAAUAUGUUGAUAAAUACUAGUAUUCAGACAGUCCUUUCCUAACCUAUUCAGAGCUUCAUACUGCAAAUGCUUGAACUUGUUAUUUACAUGCUUAACCCUUUUAGCUCAGGAACUGAAUUUUAAAGGCAUUUGCAAACAGUUUGGAUCCUGAUCGGACGCCACAAAACGUGGCGUCUGAUCAGGAUCCAAACUGUUUGCUAUUCUGAUAGUGGUCUUUGAAAAAAAACAAAGAAAAUGAUGAUUUGAGCAAUUCAGCAGACACCAAUUUAGCAGACGACAAAUAUCCCAGCAUGCAAAGGGUUAAUAGGGGGUUUGAUUGUGAGUUAUGUAUCAAUGUGUCUGCAUAAAUGUGAGUGUCUGUAUUAACUAAGCUAUAAGAGGGACUUAGAUUUGUUAAAUGCAUAAUAUAUAAAUCGUUGCAGAGUAUAUAUUCAUGUGUACAGCUUGCAUACAUAUAUCACAUAUUUUUGUUAUCUCAGUGUUUGUUGUUUUAUUGUACGUUCAACAUCCAUUUAUAUUUGUUUAGCCGGUAGCUUGUGAACUGUGUAGUUUGUGAACUGUAAUCGUUAUAGUUACGCAUUAAAUGUUUGAGUUGUUUGUAUAUAACUAUUGUCAGAUUUUAUCAUUCAUGGUUUCAUUUUUUUAUACAAACAUGUUUCUUCCGUUGCCAUUUUUGUUGUACAUUUGCAUACAUUUGUUAUCAUCGUACAUUUUUACGUUUUACGAUUUUCUGGUAUUUGAAGGUUUUCAUGUAUACACAUGUAUUUUUAUAUAUAGAAUACACAAAUUAACAUGAU